AUGACCCACGAUGAACCGUUUAGAGUUGUUAUCAUUGGAGGUAGUGUGGCCGGUCUAGUGUUGGGGAAUAUGCUGCAGCUGAAUGGCAUCGAUUUUGUCAUUCUGGAAGCAUACCCAAAUAUAGCCCCUCAAGUUGGGGCUAGUAUUGGACUGCUGCCAAACGGCAAUCGAAUUCUUGACCAAUUGGGAUUAUUUGACACAAUUUUGGGUCUGGCACCGCCUGUUGAGAGAUUUAACUUCCGCAAUAGUAAGGGAGAGAGACUAGCAGGGCACUCGGGAAUGAGACACUCCUUCGUCCAGAGACAUGGAUAUCCUAUCCUGUUCCUCGAUCGACAAGCGGUACUACAGGUUCUGUAUGAUAAUAUCAAGGACAAGUCCAAGGUUUUGACUGAGAAGCGUCUGACGAAAAUUGAUAUGAGCGAAAAGGGCGUCAAAGUUACAACGACCGAUGGAUCCGAGUUCACAGGAGAUGUAGUGGUUGGUGGUGAUGGCAUCCAUAGCAAGACGCGAUCUGAGAUGUGGCGGUUGGCGGAAGAGAAGAGCCCGGGUUAUAUACCUGCCGGGGAACAUAACGCCCCCCCCUGCGAUUACAGUUGCAUCUUCGGCAUAUCACACCCGAUCGAGGGACUUGAACCUGGAAACCUGCAUUCAGUUUUUCGAGAGAAAAAUUGUUAUCUCAUUAACGGCGGACCGGAAGGACGUGUCUACUGGUUCUACUUUUUCAAGCACCCACAAACGCUUUAUGGAUCCGAUAUUCCUCGUUAUACCAAAGAGGACGAGGCUAAAGUGCUGAAGGAACAUGAAAAUGACCCAAUCACACCAGAGAUCAGCUUCAAGGUCCUUCAAGAAAGAACGAUUUCUUCAACAUUGACGGCACUACCAGAGUAUGUCUAUAAGAAAUGGUACUUUGAGAGAAUCGUCACGAUUGGAGAUUCUGCACACAAAUUUAAUCCAAUUGGAGGUCAUGGAGGGAAUUCGGCAUUCGAGACUUCCGCAGCAUUUGUUAACUCCUUGGUAAAACUUUUGAAGAUAUCUCCCAAGCCAACGACUUUAGAAAUAACAAAUCUGUUUCAAGACUUGCAGGAACUGCGCGAGAGUCGAGCCAUAACCCUGAAAGACGCAUCUCACGAACAACAACGCACAGAAGCCAUGGAAGACCCGUUGCACAAAUUCAUAGCUUUGACUUUGCUGCCAAUGACAGACACAGAAGAUGUCAUGUUCAACUUCUCCGGGAACCAGCCAUAUGCUGAAAAAUUGGACAUGGUAGAGCUUCCACCGCGCCCGAAGUUAAUUCCGUAUAAGGAUGAGCUCGCGAAGUCUCCAUCAUUGAGAGGUCCGCUAGGAUGGUUGCAAAUGUUAUUCUACAUUGGCCUUGCUGUAUCUGCCUACUAUGGCAUGUGGGUUCGUUCCAAGAACGAGGGCCUUGCGGUCCAAUUCGCAACUGUUUUGCGAAGCCCGAGACUUGCAGCCGAAAAUGAUAAUAGCCUCGGCCCGUUGAGUGUAUAUUUCUAUGGUAUGCUGAUUCAGCCAAUGUCAGUCUGGUUGAUCGAGGCUUGCCGCAAGCGUAAUGAUAUGAACCUCGUAGCUAUACCAACAGUGUGGUUCGCACUAUCUCAAUGGCUUGGGUUUGGAGUCGUCAUGCCGGUGUUUUAUACCGCAUACACUAUGUUCUCCAACGCCGAGCCAUACUGGUGGCCACUAUCGCGUUUAGUACCAGCUCAUUACGUUAAAGUAAUUCUGCUCUCCGUUAUUGUUGGCUAUAUCCUUCCGACAAUUCUAAUGUGCGUGCCUUGGGAGAGCCAGGCUACCGCUCAUACUUUUGAGGCAGUAUGGUGGGCUUCGCCUAUGAUUGCAUCAUUCCUAACUUUUGUUGUUGGAAAGAUUUUGAAGAAAGUUAUUCCUCCACCAAUUGGGACACCUAACGCAGUAGAUGAACCAAAGGAUCUCCCAUAUCUCAAGAGUAUCUACCUCACUACAUUUGCUCUAGGCGUAGCGCUUCACAUCACAGUCCUCUCAUGCAUCUUAUUUUCUAGCAACCCAGAUGUAUCUCUUAGCUCGGUGUUCAUUCCCAAUGCUACUGCUGGGCUCCGAAAUUACUUUUUGGUUGAGUUUUGGAGUUUGUAUAUUGCAUCGUUUGCGUGGAGCUGCAAUGCAGUUUGGGAUAUCAAGCGUGUCGGUAGAACAACUAUUGAUGUGGGAAAAGCUGCUGUGCUUUUGCUUUUUGCUAAUCUGGUUGUUGGACCGGGAGCUGCGUUAGUGGGCUGUUGGUAUUGGAGAGAAAUGCAAAUGGCUCGCACCAACGUUCCAGCGAAGAAGUAA
Molecule: messenger RNA, 2319 nt
Organism: Sclerotinia borealis F-4128
Lineage: Eukaryota; Fungi; Ascomycota; Leotiomycetes; Helotiales; Sclerotiniaceae
Source: the annotation of a GenBank genome assembly